Prorocentrum cordatum is the source of this 1524-nucleotide messenger RNA. The record is from the annotation of a GenBank genome assembly. NCBI's taxonomy places the organism in Eukaryota, Dinophyceae, Prorocentrales, Prorocentraceae.
AUGCCGAUGCUGAAGUAUUACGACACGCUGACCCUGAACUACGGGACGCUGAGCUUCAACAACAACAUCCUCACGAAGACAGAGGGCCAGCACAGGCAAGACCACACCAUGCGGCCCAUGAGUUGCCACCAGUGGAACAAUUGCACGCUGAACGUGACUUGCCACUUGGACUACUACCCCCACACCCACACUGCGAAGGACUACUGGACGCUGAGCAUCAAUCCCAACAUCAUCACGAACAUACAGGGCCAGCACAUGCAGGAUUACGACACGCGGACCCUGAACGACUGGACGCUGAACGUCAAGGUCAACAUCUUCACGAACACAGAGGGCCAGUACGUGCGGGACUGGACGCUGAACUACUUCUCCAUGAACACAGAGGGCCAGCACAUGAAGGAAUACGACACGCUGACCCCGAACUACUGGACGCUGGACCACUACCUACACACCCAGCUCGCGAAGGACUACUGGACGCUGAGCGUCAAUUCCAACUUUUUCACGGACAUUGAGGGCCAGCACAUGCAGGAGUACGACACGCUGACCCUGGACGAAUGGACGAUGAACUUCAAUUUCAACGUCUUCACGAACACAGAGGGCCAGUACGUGCAGGACUACACCACGCUGCACCUGAACCGCCACCAGUGGAACAACUGCACGCUGGACUUGAAUUGCCACCUGGACUUAAAGGUCGACAUGAACGUGACCCUGGUGACGAGCGCCCUGAUCAUCAAUUUCCAGGCAGGAAUGGGACAUGACACUGCAGAUUAUCAAUACGCGGACCCGCUCGCUGAGCGAGUCUAUCACCCCAGUCGACGGAAGCUCGAGAUCGAUCACGACGUCAGCUCCACCAUCAUCCAGACUUUCGACAUCGGCAAAAAAGGAAAAAGCCCCACUGGCAAUGUGAUUCAGGACAUUCAUGCAUGCGUACGUUUAUCUCACUGUUUCGACCAUUUAUGGCGAUUGUAUCUGAGGAUAGGACUCAUACAGAAUGGAACUCAACACGCACAGAACAUCGGUAAGCAGGACACCCUGGCCUCACUGGGCAUUCACGGGGCUACGAAGAAGGCCGAACGGAACAUCAAGAUCAUGCAGUUAGACAUUUACGACGAGCAUGGCAAGCAGGUAGAUGCCAUCACGCAGGAGCACGAAAGCUACAAGCACAUUAUGGACUCCCUCAGGAAGAGCGGCCCCCCAGAGGACAAGAAAUGCCUGCAGGGGAUAGGGUCGCCAGCUCCGUCCCGCGCGCUGACGGCCCUAGAAGGACUGUACAAGUGCGACGUGGGCGGCUCCAUGAAGGGUACCAUCGAGGACAUCGAGGCGGAGACGGAGAUCAGCAAGGAAGAUAUCCUCGACGCCAUCAACUUCGUGCGCCUGGAAAAGUGCUACGACCACGACAAGACGAAGCUGGUGAUCGGCGCGCUAGGCGCGCCCAUGUGGGAGGGCCAAAUCCUGAUCAGCCGCGCCCUCGAGGCCGAGGGCCAGGCGGUCCACCACCGAGACGUGGGCCCAGUGGGCUGGCUCGAG